AUGGAAAGUGCAGAAAUGAUCAUUUCUAAACAUCAAAAGAAUUACACAGCGGCUUGUUAUAUCACUAUUCCGGGCAUCUCGCUGUACUCGGAUGCAAUUCGAGGCGGACGAGGCUGCGCGGCUGAGGCUCGCCGGGCGACGACCUCCGGUGAUGUCAGAGGAGGCGAUGUGUUAUUCGCGUUCGCCGAGUUCCUCCUUGUAACAUGGUGUGUAAUAAAUACCUUUGAGAUAGGAAAACUACGAUGCGAAAUCGCGUUGGCCCACAGCGAGCAGUUACACAGAACGUUACAUCAAGCUCUUGUUGUAUUGGAGACUGCAAUAAGUUAA
This is a messenger RNA of Arctia plantaginis, 327 nucleotides long. Lineage: Eukaryota; Metazoa; Arthropoda; Insecta; Lepidoptera; Erebidae. The record is from the annotation of a GenBank genome assembly.